AUGUCAUCAUCAGCUGGUGGCCCUGCUCUACUCAAAAGGCGUUCAGCCAAGCCACUCACUGGAAACCUACGACUACGGAGGCUCACAAAAGCAUAUCUUGAACCUCUAGAUGACAACAAAGAAUUAUCACCAACAGUGGUUAAAAUCGAUCAAAUAUAUGAUUUGACGCAAGAACUGAUAGUACAAUGUCAGAGUGUAACAAGUGGAUUAUUUCCGAGAUACUCAAAAGAUCGAGAUGUUGGCUAUGUGAAAGACAGUAUUUACUGUGCAAUGGCUUGUUGGGCAUGCUCCGUAGCAUAUAAAAGACUGGAUGAUGAUCGGGGACGUCAGACAGAAUUGAGGCAAACUGCAGUGAAAACUAUGCGAGGAAUUCUGUUUUCUUGGAUGCAGCAAAGCAGCAAUUUGGAUUCUUUCAAAUCUCAAAAUUCGUCGGAGUUCGCACUCCAUGCUCGAUUUGAUCUUUCGUCCGGAAUGUGUCUCGUAACUCCCAACGAUUCUCAUUAUGGACAUCUUCAAAUGGAUCUUGUUGCUCUAUAUUUACUCACUUUGGUUCAAAUGAUUUCUGCUGGUGUUAAAGUAAUUUACACUCAUCACGAAGUUAAUUUCAUCCAAAAUCUCGUGUUCUACAUCGAACGUACCUACCGUACACCUGAUUUUGGAAUGUGGGAAAGAGGAACACGGUACAAUAAUGGAAAACCAGAAUUGCAUGCUAGUAGUUUAGGUACUGUGAAAGCCGCAUUGGAAGCUAUAAAUGGAUUCAAUUUGUACGGAAGUACUGGAACUUCUGCUUCAGUCAUUUACGUGGAUAUUGAUGGUCACAAUCGUAAUCGAACUACUUUUGAAACGAUUCUUCCACGUGAAAGUAACUCUAAAAAUACUGAUGCUGCUUUACUCUUGACUGUUGGAUGGCCUGCUUUCGCCACUCAUGAUGAGACACUCUUUGAAAAAACGAUGAAAAAGUGUGUUAGAAGACUGGAAGGAAGAUUCGGACUGCGAAGAUUUCAUCGAGAUGGAUAUCGAACCGAGUUGGAAGAUAACAGCAAAAGUUUCUAUGAUGAACACGAAACUGCUCAAUUUCAAAGCGUCGAAUCGCAGUUUCCAAUAUUUUUGGCUUGCAUCUCACUAACUGCAUACAUUCGGGCAAAUCAAGAGUAUGGUGACAUCUAUUUCAAAAAACUUCAAAAGUGUCUCGUGGCUGAUGACUCUGUGCCAGGCGGAUACAUUGUUCCUGAAUGUUAUUGCGUUGAUGAGUUCCUGAUGGACAAAGAACGAUCUCAGCCAAACUCGACUGAACUCUAUGCGUUAAGCCAUCAAGAGUUCGGGCAUCAUUUGUGGAGUAAUGCUAUUUAUAUCAUUCUGAUGCUCAAAAGAGAAGGACUCAUUCAUUCUGGAGACAUAGAUCCAAUCAAUCGUCAUCUUCCUGCCAGUCAACGUCCGAAGAUGUUCAAUCGCCACUCUGCUUUUCAGGGAAGUAUGGAAGGAGAUCCGGUUGUACAGGUGGCACUCAUAUCGGAGUCUUCUCGUCUUCAAAUGAUGUUAUCCACUUAUGGAAUCACAACACAAACACCUCACGAAGUGGAACCGGUUCAAAUAUGGCCAAGUUGGAGGAUGGUCAAAGUGUUCGAAUGUUUGGGACGAGACAAAAAGAUGAAUCUGUCUGGACGGCCACAACGCCCAUUUGGUCCAUUGAGUACUUCAAAGGUUUUUCGAGUAUUCGGUGAUACUGUACUUUGUUAUCCUCUUCUUUUUGAAGUCAAAGAUUUUUAUGUCAGUUCGGAUCCUGCAGUACUCAUUGAUGAUAUCAAAAGAGAUAUUGAAUUCGUUGCGAGAAGAUGGAAGUUGGCGGGACGACCAACAAUGUGUGUUGUGUUGAGAGAAGAAAAUGUAGCUGGAGAAUACUUUGAUCACAUUUUGGACCUUCUUGUUCAGUUGAAAAACGGUCAUAUCAAUGGAAUACGUGUCAGAUUGGGAAGAGUUCAUCAACUCCUCAAUUCGUGCUGUAUUGAGCAUAUUGAUUUCGCCAAUUCGGAUGAUCUAGAAUUUGAUAUUGACAUAAUGGAAGAAACUCAUGACAACUCUGCAAUUUUCUCCAGAUUGAGCUUGAAAGAAGGUAUCGACGAUGAAAUGACUCAUGAAAAGGAUGUCACUCCGAAAACCGACCAUGAGUUAUAUCAAAUAAUUGAGAAAGAUGAUAUGGAACGUCCAAGAUUAUUGGCAUUCGCCAUCUGGAUUCUGUGGUCAAGAACCCAUUCCGACUUGCUGGUACACAAUUACACACUAAAAGAACGCCUAGAAAAAGUUUACCGUCGUUCCUGUCAACUUCGUCUCUGGUGGUUGGUUCGAUACUGUGCUGGACGUCUUCAUAAAGCAAUGAACUCUCUUGCUCCUGCCAUCACGAAUAUGCUUGUUCGUGGAAAACAAAUUACUCUCGGAGUUCGUAAUCGCCCUGGUGCUCGUGAAGAAAUCAUUGUUCGGCCAAUUGCACCAAGUGAUUUGAAUCGACUACUGUUCGAGUGUUGUCCUCCUGAUGAACCACAAACCGCAGUUUUUCAUCAAGAAUUGAUUAUAGCUUGCUCCGAUCUGAUGUCUCAUAAUCCUCAAGUCUUCGAAGGUGUUCUCACAAUUCGUCUUUCUUGGCUUUCAGAUGCGAUCAGUAUGCUUCUGAACUACGUCAGAGCAACUGGUGCGUUGAAGAUCCCAGGGAUAAUCACAGGAACACCACCAACACCUGGUACUACUGGAAUACCUACAGAAUUGGACUUUAUUCGGAAACUGAUUCGUACCAAAUACCGCCGCGAAAAAAUCAUUGAGGAAUUCAAGAAGAGUUGCAUCUACGAUCUAUCUCCAACUGUUGUGAAGGAUGUAGUAACUGCUCUGAUGACAAGAACUAAUUGGCAUUUGCUCUCUUCUCAUCAAACUCGUCGUCUGAAUGGAGCACUGAAUCGAAUGCCUGUGAACUUCUACGAUCGUGUUUGGACAAUUCUAGAGCGGUCAAAACAUGGAAUCAUAAUUGCCGACCAAUUCCUUCCUCAACAACCGACCUUAAGCGAUAUGACACGAUUCGAACUGACAUUUUCCUAUAAAAUUGAGGCGAUGCUUAGUAGAAUCUCGCAUCCAGAGUAUAGACAGUUGUUAGUUGAGCUUCUGUCCAUAAUUGCAACCAUUUUGGAAAGAAAUCCGGAAAUCGCCUUCACUCAAUCACGGAUUGAUUGUGAUAGUCUGAUCAAAAAAGGAUUCGCAAUGUUCGCAGCAGAGGAGGGCAUCAAGGAUCUAAACGAUUUGACACCAUUUUAUCAGCUCGAAGGACAAGCUCUAUCCACCUCCACUGCCACAUUCUUGACAAAGGCGGUCGUGGAGUUCAUUUUGGCUGGACGUCACUUCUCACAAGUCAUCAACAUUUUUGGCGAAGGAACUCCCGAAGACAGAACGCUGCCAAGCCAAAUUCAUCGUGGAAAAAUGCCGAAAAUUUUAUACACUGGACGCGCGAGUAGUGAAAAUAAGAAACGUCACAUCGGAGGAAAUCAUCAUCAACCACAUUUACAUCUUCCAACGCCUACAACACUCGGUCCGUCAUCUGGAACAAUAACUCCAGGAGCUGUCACUCCUGGACCAUUAACAUCCAAUUCCGCUUCAGGAAACGACGAAAGUUGUCGACUUCAAUAA
Caenorhabditis remanei is the source of this 3663-nucleotide messenger RNA. RefSeq lists its product as uncharacterized. Gene Ontology annotation, molecular function: calmodulin binding. Gene Ontology annotation, biological process: glycogen metabolic process. NCBI's taxonomy places the organism in Eukaryota, Metazoa, Nematoda, Chromadorea, Rhabditida, Rhabditidae. The coding region runs from base 1 to 3663 and encodes 1220 amino acids. The transcript is spliced from 20 exons. The record is from RefSeq and is a predicted model, not a curated record. Gene Ontology annotation, cellular component: phosphorylase kinase complex.